Molecule: messenger RNA, 1093 nt
Organism: Coffea eugenioides
Lineage: Eukaryota; Viridiplantae; Streptophyta; Magnoliopsida; Gentianales; Rubiaceae
Product: hydroxyacylglutathione hydrolase cytoplasmic
Exons: 7
Coding region: 152-934 (260 amino acids)
Molecular function (GO): hydroxyacylglutathione hydrolase activity
Source: RefSeq, a predicted model, not a curated record
CUGCCGAACAUAUGAACCCUAUCAACUAACCCAGCUGGGAAAAACACCAAAAAGGGCGGAACAUAAUAAAUCUCCAUCAUCACUUCACCAGCAGCGACGCUGCCUAAAAACAGAAAGACAGAGCAAGUGGAGGGGGGUUUCCACUUUCCAGAUGAAGAUCCUUCACAUCCCAUGCUUAGAAGAUAAUUACUCCUACCUGGUAAUUAAUGAGAAAACGAAAGAGGCAGCAGCAGUGGACCCAGCUGAACCCCAUAAAGUUUUCCGAGCUGCCCAGGAGAAUGGUGUUCACCUUAAGCUCGUCCUCACUACUCACCACCACUGGGAUCACGCUGGCGGAAAUGACAAGAUAAAGCAGAUAGUUCCUGCAAUCAAAGUUUAUGGUGGUUCGGUUGAUAACGUGAGGGGGUGUACCAAUAAGGUCGAAAAUGGUGACAGAAUUCCCCUAGGGGAUGAAAUCAGUAUAUUGUGCCUUCACACGCCCUGCCAUACACAAGGUCAUAUAAGUUACUACGUGACUGGUAAAGAUGGAGAGGAUCCUGCGGUCUUCACUGGGGACACAUUGUUUAUUGCUGGUUGUGGUAAGUUUUUUGAAGGCACUGCAGAACAGAUGUAUCAGUCCCUAUGUGUGACAUUAGGUUCACUACCAAAGCCAACUCGAGUUUUCUGUGGACAUGAGUAUACCGAAAAGAACUUUCAGUUUGCUAUAACGGUUGAACCUGAUAAUGAAAAAAUUAGACAAAAGUUAGCAUGGGCUCAGCAGCAGAGGAGGUCUGGCCUUCCAACUAUUCCAUCCACUAUUGGGGAGGAACUGGAGACAAAUCCAUUCAUGCGGGUUGAUCUUCCUGACGUUCAGAGGAAGGUUGGCUGCAAGUCCCCUGUGGAAGCCAUUCGAGAGAUCAGGCAACGGAAGGAUACUUGGAAGCCUACUGCAUAAAUAAGAUGUGCGGUGUAAUGUUGUUUCAGGUCUGUGGUGUGCCAUUGUGUAGUAACGAGAGACUGCAGUGGCUCAAAUGCAAAUUGAGUAGAUUUUGUGUAAUGUAAAUGCUAUUACGCUGUUAUUGGAUGUGCCAAAUUCGGUCACCGAUUUGCCAAA